Molecule: messenger RNA, 1842 nt
Organism: Nicotiana attenuata
Lineage: Eukaryota; Viridiplantae; Streptophyta; Magnoliopsida; Solanales; Solanaceae
Exons: 6
Coding region: 1-1842 (613 amino acids)
Source: RefSeq, a predicted model, not a curated record
AUGAGGUGGCACAAGGAGGGAAAUGUUGAUGAUGGUGUCUUGCGACAUCCAUCUGACUCAAUAACAUGGAAAUCCUUUGAUGCACGACAUCCCACCUUUUCAGCUGAGUUAAGAAAUGUUCGAUUAGGUUUGGCGAGUGACGGGUUCCAACCUUAUGGGAACAUGAGUUCUAAUCAUAGCAUUUGGCCAGUCAUACUAGCUAAGUAUAACUUGCCACCAUGGGAUUGCAUGAAAAAUCCAUAUUUCAUGAUGACGCUUCUUAUUCCGGGUCCCAAGUGUCCAGGCAAUGAUAUCGAUGUAUAUUUACAACCAAUGAUUGUAGAGUUGAAAGAAUUAUGGGACGGGGUGGAGACUUAUGAUGCACAAUCAAAAUCUAAUUUUCUGAUGCGUGUGGCUAUCAUGUGGACGAUCAAUGACUUUCCUGCAUAUGGAAAUCUUUCAGGAUGGUCAACCAAAGGCAAGCUUGCAUGCCCUUGUUGCCAUAAAGAUACACAAUCGACUUCCUUGCGUAGUAAGUUGUGCUAUAUGGGUCAUCGUCGCUUCCUUCCCAUGGACCAUCCAUGGCGGAGAAGUAGGACGUUAUUUGAUGGAAAAGUUGAAAUGGGAGUUGCACCUAACCCUUUAACAGGUGAUGAAGCACUUGUGCAAUUACAAGCAUUGGGUAAUGUGAGUUUUGGUAAAGGACAAAAGAGAAAGCGUGAUGUUCAUAGCAAUGCUUACAAUUGGAAGAAAAUCAUGAAUAUGGUUGGAAAGACAAAAGACACAUUGAAAAGUAGAUAUGACUUGAUGGAUCUUGGAAUCAGACAAAGGUUGCAUCCUAUUGAGGAUGGGAACAAUAUUUUGUUACCGGCAGCAUGCUAUGCAUUGUCCGCGGAAGAGAAGCUGAAGGUAUGCAGUUUCUUAGCUAAUCUGAAGGUUCCUGAUGCAUUUUCCUCAAACAUUUCAAGGUGUGUCAACGUACAGGAGAAAAAGAUACAUGGAUUGAAAUGUCACGAUCAUCAUGUAUUGUUGCAAGACAUUUUUCCAGUAGCUAUACGUGGUUUGCUACCCAAGGAAGUGUGUGAUCCAAUUAUAGCCUUAGGAAAGUUUUUCAAGAAUAUAUACUCUAAGUGCUUGACGAUUGAAGAUCUUGAUAUCCUAGAGGCAGAAAUUCCUGUUAUUUUGACCAAACUUCAACUUGUUUUCCCUCCGGCUUUCUUUGAUGUCAUGGUUCAUUUGCCAAUUCACUUGCCAAGUGAGGCAAAGCUUGGUGGACCAGCUCAAUAUCGGAAUAUGUAUCCUAUUGAGAGGGAAUAUACAAGCGAGAUUGAAAGCCAAAGUUCAAUGAGAGCUCAUAAAAAUGGGUUUCUUGAUUGGUUUUGCGCACGUAUAUUUGUACUAUCUGCACAAGGACGCGCAAAUGAUGAGAUCAUAAGCUUAGCCGUCGGUCCUGCACCAUUAGUACAUCGAUAUUCAACAUUUGUGGUGAAUGGAUUUAGAUUCCAUAUAAAAGAGCUUGAAUUCAGAAGAAAAACGCAGAAUAGUGGUGUCCUUUCAAAACAAGUCUUUUACUUGGACGACAUGGUCGAUAAUGAUUGGCUUGUGGUUGUGAAGACAAAUCCUCGUGACCUUUUCAAAAUGCCUGAUAAUGAUGAUGAUUGUGUAGAUAUUGAAGAUGAAGAAUUACUGAAUGAAGAAGUUUAUCAGCAAGAGGAAGCUGAAUUUAAUACUUUGUGCACCAAUGACCAAGAAAAUAUUGUUGAGGAAAUGAGAGGAAUUGGACGAGGAAAACAUGGGAGAGGCGGGACGAGCCGUGGUCGUGAAAAUUUUCAAGGACGUGGCAAUUUUGGAGCGACGUCUUAG